This is a messenger RNA of Plectropomus leopardus (leopard coralgrouper), 486 nucleotides long. NCBI's taxonomy places the organism in Eukaryota, Metazoa, Chordata, Actinopteri, Perciformes, Serranidae. The record is from RefSeq and is a predicted model, not a curated record.
UUGGACAUCUUUUCAUCAGAGAGAUUCUUCAGCGAGACACCACACCUCGACACAUUUACGUACACUCCUCACCUGACAAGUCUUGUUAUACUGAGCAGCAAUAUCUCAGAUCUUAAACCCGAGUUGUUUCAGCCAAUCCCACACCUGAGGUUUCUCGACCUUUCCAAAAACAAGCUCAGAUCUUUGGAUUUUCUAGCCCAAGGGAACCUCUCUGUGCUCACAUGGUUGAGAUUGAGAGACAAUGACUUGACAGUAAUCAAUGCGACGGUCUUCCAGUCUCUUCCUGCACUAACAUACCUGGACCUGGCCGGUAACCCUUUCACCUGUGACUGCUCUAACACCGGCUUUAUCCAGUGGGUGAAGAACAACAGCCAAACACAGGUUGUUAACGCCUACCAGUACGACUGCUUCUUUCCUCCGAGUAAACAGGGAAGCAAGUUGCUGGACUUUGACGUCCAGUCCUGCUGGAUGGACGUUAGCUUCCUC